AUGCUCGGUGUUCACCUGCCCCCGUCCGCAGCGGGGAACGCUUCCUCCGACUCCAGCUCCUCCUCGAACCCACGCUAUACCCCCGUUUCCAAUGGCUCAGAAGAGGGAUACUCAGUGUCGCAGUCCUUGAAAUCGUCUGUCGGGCCGCUUCGGCUGCAGACUAAUUUCGACAACAGUUCCGACGCCGGCGGGCCUGUGUCGGAUUUUGAAGGGGAGAAUGCAUACGACUCGGGUGAUGAGCUGGAAGGAAAGAGUGAACGUAGAGGACCAGAGCCAAGAUAUACACCGGAGGAGGAGAGGGAGGUAGUGCGGGCCUUUGAUAAGAGGCUGGUGCCUUUUCUGGCUCUGCUGUACCUGUUGUCGUUCCUGGACCGUUCCAAUAUCGGGAAUGCCAAGAUAGCCGGCCUUCAGUAUGAUCUUCAGCUCUCGUCUUCGCAGUAUGAAUGGCUCCUCACGGCGUUUUAUGUUACAUAUAUCCUCUUUGAGUGGAUGACACUAAUGUACCGUGUCGUUCCUCCCCACAUCUACAUCUCUCUCUGUGUAUGUGGAUGGGGCUUGGUGGCCUCGUUACAAUGUCUAGUAACCUCUUUUGAGGCUCUUGUCAGUCUACGUGCCCUGCUAGGCAUCGCAGAAGCUGCCUUCGGCCCCGGUGUCCCGUUCUACUUGUCACUAUUCUAUCAGCGCCACGAACUGGCCUUUCGAAACGGACUUUUCAUUUCGGCAGCUCCUCUGGCAACGUCAUUUGCUAGUAGCCUUGCAUGGUUAAUCGUCAAGUUUAGCAAUGACGGGCCCAUUUCUCCGUGGCGCGUUCUCUUCCUUGUUGAGGGGUUUCCGAGUGUGAUUGUUGCUGUCUUUGCCUGGAUCCUGAUCCCGGAUUCUCCUGGCUGCGCUCGAUUUUUGACUAGGCGACAGAGGGUCGUGGCUCGCCUUCGCCUCGAAAAGAGCGGGUCAGAAUACCAGCCGGAAGCAAAAGGUUUUAAUUGGAGAGAGAUACUGAGAACGGCGGCCGAUCCCAAGGCGUAUAUGGCCGCGGUCAUGUUCUUCAGCUGCAAUGUCGCCUUCAGCUCAAUGCCUGUAUUUCUCCCCACUAUCAUCAAAGAUAUGGGCUACUCUUCCCUCCAGGCCCAGGCUCUCUCCGCACCUCCCUAUCUAGUAGCCUUCGGAGUUGUCCUCGCGACAGCAUACGUCUCCGACAAAACCCGCAGCCGGAGCCCCUACCUCAUCGCCCACGCACUCGUCUCCUCAGCCGCCUACCUCGCCAUUGCUAUCACGAGCUACUUCCACUCCCACAUCCCAGCCGGCUUGCACACCUUCAUCCGGUACAUCUGCGUAUAUCCCGCCGUGGCGGGAUUCUUUUCUGCGAUCACUCUCAUCAUAACAUGGUCGAUGGACAACCGCGCCGAGAAAGAAGGUAAGGGUGCCAGCAUCGCCAUCCUCAAUAUCAUCGGCCAAUGCGGCCCUUUGCUCGGCACCCGCUUGUACCCCGAGGCCGAUGGGCCCUGGUACGUCCGCGGCAUGGUGACGUGCGCCUUCUUCAUGCUUGUCGUCGCCGUUCUGGCCCUAGCCCUGCGUCUGCUCCUGCUGCGCGCCAACCGCGCCGCCGUUUCGAACCCGGGUCCGAUUUACCAGGCCGUGCGGCGGGGCGAUGCCGCUGAUGGCGAGGAGCGGGACGAGCUUAUGGGCGGCGGGCGGCGGGAUAAUAUAGAGCAUCAUUCCGGCGCGGAGCGACUUGUGUACAUCAUCUAG
Penicillium macrosclerotiorum is the source of this 1746-nucleotide messenger RNA. RefSeq lists its product as uncharacterized. Gene Ontology annotation, cellular component: membrane. NCBI's taxonomy places the organism in Eukaryota, Fungi, Ascomycota, Eurotiomycetes, Eurotiales, Aspergillaceae. The record is from RefSeq and is a predicted model, not a curated record. Gene Ontology annotation, molecular function: transmembrane transporter activity. Bases 1 to 1746 code for a protein of 581 amino acids. Gene Ontology annotation, biological process: transmembrane transport. The transcript is spliced from 4 exons.